Molecule: messenger RNA, 624 nt
Organism: Octopus bimaculoides (California two-spot octopus)
Lineage: Eukaryota; Metazoa; Mollusca; Cephalopoda; Octopoda; Octopodidae
Cellular component (GO): extracellular region
Molecular function (GO): chitin binding
Source: RefSeq, a predicted model, not a curated record
UCGUACUUCAAACUUGGUGUAGAAGAUAAAUAUUCGUUUCGUACCGUCGGCUUUUACUUUUCAUUUGGUUCUCGACUUGCAACGCGUUAUGUUCCCUCUCAGAAACAUUCCUUGCAUCUUUGUUUUGUUCUGGAACAUGUUCCAUGUCAUCAAUGCUAAUUUCAACUGUCCCAAACCAUACGGUUACUUCCGAGACCCCAACAACUGCACUGUCUUCUACCGUUGUGUCAAUUCAUACCCGUAUUUCUUCACGUGUCAAACUGGAGCUGUUUUUGAUGAGAUUCAUGAUAUCUGUACAUGGCCAAUCAAUGUACCCGAAUGUUUGACAGACGAUCAACAUGUCACAACUACACUACCUCCCGAAACCAUUCGGCCGACACGAAGUUCUAUAGGCAAAAAGAUAGUCACAGACAGCAUAGUACUGGAGAUACCAUCCGAUUAUAUAAGCGAUGAAUCGCAAUGUAAAUUCAUCCAGUUGACUCUGAACGUUAUUUUGCAAGCGUUGGUCCAAGGAAGUAGCGUCACUAAAUGCCCGGAUGGAAUAUGCGCCGUACCAAGGAUAGAAGUUGUCUGCAAUACUGAUUACAAAUGAUGGACAGGCCUUUCAAAUUACAGCGAAAUUAA